UAUUUCGCCUGUGGAAAUACUAUCAAGCUGCCAGCUGAUUCUGGUCUUAACAUUUGUCAAUGAAAUGUUUCUCAAACCUUUAAAAAUCAAGUCUCAGACGGCUAUUAAGGGCUCUGACCGCAAAAAGUUGAGAGCAGAACUAGAAGUCCAGUUUCCAAGUCUUCCCUCUGAUCAAUGGACUGAUCUGGUACCAAAUAAGGAAGAGAUGAGUAUUAUGAAAAUCUACUCACACUCGGGAGAAAGCGUUGUAGUAUAUGUUCUUCACAAAAAUCCCAUAUUCUUUGAAGUAAAUAGAUGUCUUUUUCCCACAGUGUACACAUUGUGGAAGAACCCAGAUAUCGUUCCAGUCUUUACAACAUGGCCUCCAGUGUUUGAGAAAAUAUCUGGAGGAGCAGAUCUAAUGUUGCCUGGGAUAGUAGUUAAGGGAGAUGUCACCCCCAGAUCAUUAUGGUCUUUGGAGAAAGGUGCCAUAUGUGCAAUUAACCUUGCAGGGAACAGAUGUCCUGUAGCCAUUGGGAGAGCAGCCCUGUCCAGUAGUGAUAUGGUGGACUCUGGAAUGAGGGGAAAAGGAGUCAUUGUUAUCCAUUCUUAUCUAGAUCAUUUGUGGGCUGCUGGGGACAAAGGCCAAUUACCUAUUGUACAUGAUGGCUUAGCACCUUCUGAAAAUUUUGAAGAAAAUGGAGAAGCUGAAGAAAUGUCAGAAGAAAAUUCUGAGACAUUUGGAGAAAAACCAGAAUCUGCUGGAAUAAUAAACACAGACAACAGUUUAUCAGAUUUAACAGAAAAUCAGCUGUCAAUUGAAAAAUCAUACUGUGCAGCAGGUGAAAGAGAUGAUAAUGGCUUAAAUUCAGGAGUAGAAAAUAGCAAUAAUAGAGAGACUGAAGAUGUCACUGUCGAAGAAAGCAAUAUCGAAUGCCAAGAAGAGACAAUCAGUCCAGAAGACAUGGAUGACCUUUUGGACAUGUGCUUUAUGUGUGCUUUGAAGACACAGGUCAAGAAGAGUGACUUGCCACUGCUUACCAGUAAAUUUUUUAGGAGUUACAUGGUACCUUUUUGUCCAUCUGGAAGAUUUCUUGAUAUUAAAAAAUCAUCACACAAAAAGCUGUCCAAGUUUCUGCAGGUCAAACAGUCCCAAGGCCUUAUAGAUGUCAAAGAGCUGUCCAAGGGGGUAGAGAGCAUUGUUACUAUCCAUAAGGAUAAUCAGAGUCUUAGAGAGUUCAGUGUACCUGAGGGGUUCACUUUCCAUGAAGAAGUACAAGAUGAGGAGACGAGUGGUGCUAAAGCAUCUUAUCAACCUCCAGAAAUAACUUUGAUGUACUCUAUCCCUCAUAAUAUGGUGAUUUUGUUCAAGCCAAGUGGUUACAUGAAAGACGGCGUCUUAGUUGCAAGUGAAGUGAGAGAAGCUCUUGUGAAAUAUGUCAAAGAAAAUGACCUCCAAGAUAAGGACAACAAAGGUCAGGUAGUUCUUGAUCCAAUCUUGACCGACUGCUUAGUCAGUAAGAACGACUAUGUCACACAUUUAAGAUGGGAAGAUUUGACAAGCAGUUGUUUGUCAAAGCUGCAGGUGGUCCAUCAGAUUACCUUUCCAGGUCAAAAGCCAGUGAUCAAGAAAGGAAAGAUUCAGCUCAUUAAAAUCAAUGUGGUGCAGAGAGCAGGGAAUAAGAAGGUCACCUUGUUGGAAAAUCUGGAAACCUAUGGCAUAGAUCCUCAUGAGUUUGCCCACACUGUCCAGAUAGGUGUAGCCUGCAGCACCACGGUCUCCCCACUCCCAGGCAAGAAUAAGGGCAUGCAGAUACUAGUCCAGGGAAAUCAGGUGGCACAUGUUGGCAAACUUCUAACAGAAAAAUACCAAAUCCCUCAGAAGUUUGUAUCAGGCUUGGAAAAAGCACCAAAAUCUGGAAAGAAAAAGAGAUAAUAAGAUUAGAAAAUAUGCAAUCAGAAUACUGCAAAUAGGAUUAUUAAUUGAUACAUGCUUUAAAAAGUGGAGCAAAGAUACCUGGAAAAGUGUGACAACAACACUAUAUUGGAAGUGGUGCAGCUGGUUUGCUAAACAUUUCAACACAAAUCUCCUGAUACCAUAAUUUAUUGCAAGAUCAUUUUGAAAUGGGCUGUGAAUCCAUAAGCCUUCAGCACUUUAAUUAUGUGCAAUAAAUGGUUUUUGAAUUAUUUCAUUUUUUCCCUAAGGGUCCAUUUUUGUUUUAUCAUUUUAUGUAAGAAAUACGUUACUAAUAUAUGGAAAUAGCCAUAAAAAAAGCAGCAAAAAGAUUAUCAACAUGCUUAACUACCCUUCUUUUUAAGAGAAAGAAAACAUGUUAUCUGGUAUUUUAUAUGCUGAUGAUUGUUUAACACUAAAGAUGUAAUACGAAAUG
Molecule: messenger RNA, 2369 nt
Organism: Lingula anatina
Lineage: Eukaryota; Metazoa; Brachiopoda; Lingulata; Lingulida; Lingulidae
Product: eukaryotic translation initiation factor 2D-like
Biological process (GO): translational initiation; formation of translation preinitiation complex
Molecular function (GO): translation initiation factor activity
Source: RefSeq, a predicted model, not a curated record